Messenger RNA from Anthonomus grandis grandis, 3527 nucleotides. Its product is annotated as sodium/potassium/calcium exchanger Nckx30C. Gene Ontology annotation, molecular function: calcium, potassium:sodium antiporter activity; calcium channel activity. The record is from RefSeq and is a predicted model, not a curated record. Gene Ontology annotation, cellular component: membrane. Gene Ontology annotation, biological process: calcium ion transmembrane transport; intracellular calcium ion homeostasis. Lineage: Eukaryota; Metazoa; Arthropoda; Insecta; Coleoptera; Curculionidae. The transcript has 8 exons. The coding region runs from base 115 to 2142 and encodes 675 amino acids.
GCAGCCUGCGCGCCUCUAUCGAACGAACGAUCAUCCCAAUGUUAAUCAGGGAAGCACGGGACAGUCCGCGCCCGGCAUAGCUGCGGCCAUGACGAAACAGCUGAUCUACGCGCCAUGACCCCUCGCGUGUUCGUGCCCCUGGUAUGCUACUGCUGCGUGCUGCCGCUUCUUUUGCAGGCAGCCGCUCAGGAGAACAACAAUAAUUAUCCUUCGGAUUUUGAUUUACCGGACGAUGUCCCGUCGAAUACUAGGGAGUAUUUACCACGGAACAUUAGUACCAUCAAUAACAAUAGUGACUAUUACAUCACCUCAUUUCCCACUUUGACCACCGACAACAUAUCCGCCACCCAAGACUCGAAGGGUGAUCCUCUAUUUCCUGAAGACAUAUUUACUGAUGAACAACUGAAAUCGGGCGCAAUCAUCCUUCACAUUCUUGGUGUGAUUUACAUGUUUGUCGCAUUGGCGAUUGUAUGUGAUGAAUUUUUCGUACCCGCCUUGGAUGUGAUCAUUGAGAAACUGGAGAUCCAGGAUGACGUGGCGGGAGCGACCUUUAUGGCAGCCGGUGGUUCUGCUCCCGAACUCUUUACCAGUGUCAUUGGCGUGUUCGUGUCUUUCGACGAUGUCGGUAUCGGAACCAUCGUCGGUUCGGCCGUUUUUAAUAUCCUCUUCGUGAUCGGUAUGUGCGCAAUAUUUUCCAGAACUGUACUGAUGCUCACCUGGUGGCCCCUAUUUAGGGACUGUUUUUUCUAUUCGAUCAGUCUUAUUGCGCUUAUCAUCUUCUUUAGAGAUAACCGGAUCCAUUGGUACGAGGCCCUGGUGCUCUUCUCGUUGUACAUAGCGUACGUUAGUUUUAUGAAAUGGAAUCAACCGAUGGAGCGAUUCGUUAAAAAAUUGGUCUACAAAAAUAAGGUCACACGUGUCAGGUCGACUGAUCAACUUAUGCCCACACACCAAGCCGCAGCUCAAGCUCUGCAUGGAACAGUAGCGACCUCUAGCGAGACCAGCGUGGGCACCCAACCGGGCGGUAGCGUGACCUCACGUACGGCCUCAGAGACGCCCCAGGUGCCCAGCACGACGUCCAGUGGGGCCCAUCAUACCGGCGCUAAGUUCCGUCAUGGCCUUUUGCAACUUAUGAUCCAUACUAUUGACCCCCUUCACGAUGGUCAGUAUGCAGGUAAAGUGGACGAAAAAGCAACUCAGCUCCACGCUAUUGCCUCACUAAAGGUUCUGCUCGACGCUACGAAGCCUCAAAAUGGCGCAGCGACAAGCUCAGCAGCCAGCUACGUAGCUACGGCCACAGCCUACAUGGAUAAGCAAGAGACGACGCUGGCGCCGUCUAGCUUAUCUUCGGAUAUGCCCAAUGGUAUUCCGAACGCUUUAGCUGAUAUUAAUUUAGAUGCGAGACGUAUGUCCGCUGUGCGCGCGCGCGCCUCGCGUAAAUCCCUCAGCACUCACGCAGUCGUCUCUCUGCAGGUGGCGGACGGAUCGACGGCAGGGGGCGCAGGCGUGAACGACAACGAUGACCCUCAAACCGAGGCCAUGGACAUGAGCUGGCCCCAGGGUGCACGCAAACGCAUCACCUACGUACUGCUAGCUCCGAUUGUCUUCCCGCUCUGGUUGACCUUACCGGACACGAGAGCACCUAGAGGUAAAAAGUUCUUCCCGCUGACGUUUCUGGGUAGCAUCGCAUGGAUAGCGAUCUACUCGUACCUGAUGGUCUGGUGGGCAAACCGAGCGGGCCAGACCUUCGGGAUCUCCCCGGAGGUGAUGGGUUUGACCUUCCUGGCAGCGGGUACCUCCAUUCCAGACCUGAUCACGAGCGUCAUCGUAGCGCGAAAGGGUUUCGGGGAUAUGGCUGUGUCGUCUUCUGUCGGCAGCAAUAUUUUCGACGUUACAGUCGGAUUACCAGUGCCUUGGUUGCUGUAUGGCAUCAUUUAUAGCGAACCGGUAGAAGUCAAUUCAUCUGGUAUGGUUUGCUCCAUAACCAUUCUGUUCAUGAUGCUGCUGUUUGUCAUUAUGUCGAUCGCAUUCUUCCGGUGGCGAAUGAACAAGGGCCUCGGAUUCACAAUGUUUCUUCUAUACUUCGUGUUUGUAGCUGUUUCGCUUAUGUUCGAAUACCAUUAUAUAACAUGUCCGGUAUAAGACAAAUGCGCGUUGCUUUAUUUAAAAAGACUUAGUACAUUUAACAAAACAAAUAAUAAUUUAUUUAAAUAGCAGUUUAAAAUAUGUUUGCGCGGAUAUAAAUACAGAAACAAGCAAGAAAUAAUGAUAUAAUUUGAAUGUUAAAUUAAUAUGAAAUACUAUUAUCACAUAUUUAGGGGUAGAAAAUAGAUUUUGCUUGUUAAAAUGUUUAAAAAACUAAAUAAUAAAUAACAAAGGCUGACAAAGAUCCACUGAAAUUAAGCUUUUAAAAACUUUUAGUUUUAAAUUCCUUCAUUUUGUAAUUUAUUUAACACAGUAAGUUCCGAGUUCUCGUUUAUUUUAUAAUUUUAAUAACUAUUGUUAAAUCUAUAUUUUAUAUGUAUUCAUAUAUACCCUGUUGGGUUACCUAAAAAUUUCAUUUUUUUUCAGAUUUAUUCGUUAAGCUUAUGAUUGAUUUUUACAAAAUUAAUAUAAAAAAAUUUAAAAAACGAAAGAAGUUAAAAUUUACGUUUUUAAUUGAUGCGAUGUUCUACCAAAAAUGUGACUUUUUUUGAGUUUAGAUUUCAUUCAUUUGAACAGAAGCAAAAACUACUUCCUCAAUAUAUUUCGUUGCAAUAAGUUUUUUUUUUUAAGAAAAAUAAAUAGUAUAAAUUAGCAACAAAUUAGUAAAUAGUAAAGUCUAGAAUGCUCCCCUGACCAUGAAGCAAUAACUACAUAAUCCACCUAAUAUUCUGAUUUUGCAGUAGGAGACAUUCUUCUCGAAAAAUUUUUAAAAAGCAGCAAAUAAAAAAAACGAAAUAGGCGACGAGCGUUUCUUUUUUACUUUAAUACUUGAUGGUAGAUCGGUAGCUUAGAUGAAAAAAAUAGCGUUUUUUAAUGAAAAUACAUUGUAAUAUUUAUAAAAAUAUAGUGCGUUGGUUAAAUCGUCUUGGACAUCCAGAAUUUGAUUGUUGAACUUUACCAAUUACGGGGCGUAUUAAGCUUUUCAUGGAUUCAAUCAAGAAGUAGGUGUCGUAACCAUUUAAGUUAUGCAUAAUUUCUAACUUUAAAGUUAAUAAGGUUGUAAACGUCGUGUAAAAUGAAAAACCAAAAUGUUUUUAAUAUUUUAAACGUUUUACAUAAAAGAAAUGAUAUCAAUACAAAAGUUAAAGUCAUAUGUUCAAAAAUUGUUAUGCAAAGUGUUCGUAAAUUAAAUAAGUAAAUGGGAAUUGUAUCUAUGUAAGAUAUACAUUAUUUCUUAAUCUUAUUUUAGUUUUGCAGUUUUUAGGAGUAAUCAAGCGGUGAAAGUGAUAUUUCUAUUAAGUUUGGGAAUAUUUACUAAUAGUUUUACACAAAUCUAUUUAAAAACAGUAUUUCCUCGGUUUUACCAUAUUAAACAAUUAUCA